Molecule: messenger RNA, 4424 nt
Organism: Syngnathoides biaculeatus (alligator pipefish)
Lineage: Eukaryota; Metazoa; Chordata; Actinopteri; Syngnathiformes; Syngnathidae
Product: epsin-1-like
Exons: 10
Coding region: 810-2846 (678 amino acids)
Biological process (GO): endocytosis
Cellular component (GO): endosome; clathrin vesicle coat; plasma membrane
Molecular function (GO): clathrin binding; phospholipid binding
Source: RefSeq, a predicted model, not a curated record
UUUUCGGCGUAAACCGGGCUGACGUUUUCUUGAUGUCCCGACAAGAACCGGAGAUGCCUGUGAUGGGGCUUAGCGCUUAGCAUUAGCGACAACGCAACACACACAAGUGGACCCUCGCUCGAGUUCCAAAAUAGACGUGAGCUCACAAACUUGAAACGAGGGUUUGAAUCCUGACCGUGUUCUGAUCCAUUUCGCCGAAACGGGUGCGCUGGAGGAAACAAUGGAAGAACUUUUGAACUUUUACGCCGGGGGAAAAAGUGUGUGGGCGUCUUAUGUACGCCUAUUUGUGGUUCCGCGUCCAAUUUUGCGGGGGUGCGAAUCCGCUGACCCCUCCGAGCAAGGCACGGUCGCAGGCCGGCGAGCAGAGCGUCGUCAAUCCUCGGGCUGCUGAGUGGACGACGCCUCGAAAUGCGGUUUAGGGAUCGCUGCCGGAACCCGACAGCUGCGCUGGUGCAUGCUGGGAGAAGCUCAGACUCCUGGCCAGCAUUUUAUUCAAAAGAUUAAAAAAAAAAAUAUUUGAAGAUUUGUCGUUUCAAACAUAUUUUCGUCACCGCCUUGGUAAGUCUUGGUAACGAUGCACUUCCAGGUCAGCGGGGGGCGCUAAUGCUCGUCAAUGCUGGUUGUCCGCCGCCAUUUGGUUCGGACUCAAAAACGCGAACAAGAAUAAGAUCCUCUUCGGAUCCGUUCGUCUCGACUCCUGGUUCCAGCGUCGAGGAGAAGAUUUCCAGCACGAUGAGCCACUAAGCUGCACUCGAGCUAGCAUCCUUAGCCUCUGAUAGCGCAACUGGGCACAAAUCACAGCGGGCACCAUGACGUCCUCCAUGCUGCGCAGACAGCUGAAGAACCUGGUCCAGAACUACUCCGAGGCCGAGGUCAAGGUCCGGGAAGCCACGUCCAACGACCCGUGGGGCCCGUCCAGCUCGCAGAUGGCCGACAUCUCGGACCUGACCUACAACGUGGUGGCCUGCAACGAGAUCAUGACCAUGCUGUGGAAGCGGCUCAAGGACGACAGGAACUGGAGGCACAUCCACAAGUCGCUGACCCUGCUGGAGUACCUGCUGAAGACGGGCGACGACCGCGUGCUCCUCAAGAUGAAGGACAACAUCUACAUCGUCAAGGCGCUCACCGAGUACCGCUUUGUGGAGAAAGACGGCAAAGACCAGGGGACGAACGUGCGAGAGAAGGCCAAAGUUGUUCUGGUCCUGAUGGAGGACGACGACAAACUCAAGGAGGAGCGAGACUUUGCCGUCAAGACCCGAGAGAAGACGUCCAAAAGUUCCGCAGCCUCGUCCUCGGACGCCGUCAAGGACCCCAACUACAAGCCGUGCUACGUCGCCGGCGCCUCGGGGCUCCCGUCGCUGGACAACAUCCCCUCGGUGGCCGACCUGACCGCGUCCUUCGCCGCGCGCAAGGAGGAACGCAUCAAGCAGGAAGAGCAGAAGAAGGAAGCGGAACGGAGGGCCAAAAUGUCCGAAGACGAGUUGAAAUGGGAAGAUGCUGGAAAAGGGGGCGGCGUUGCGGAUCAGGCCUGGGGAGGAGCCGAGAAGAAGAAGGAGGAGGAGGAGGAGGACGUCAAACCGGGCCCCUGGGGGGUCCCCGAGGCGGACCCUUGGGGCGCACCCUCCAAACCUGACGCAUCAGAUUCACGUCCUGCUAAAAGCGAUCAGAAUUCUUUGGAGUCGCCGAGCGCUCCGGUUUUCAGCAACGACGACGUACCUUCUGAUCCUUUUAAAGCGGGUGCGCAAGAUCCCUUCGUGGCCCGAAAUGACGCCCCGAAACAUGCAGACUCUUUCGAAGACCAACCCAAAACCCAAGAAGACCCCUUCAGUUCCCCGAUUAAAGACACAUUUAACACUCCGAAAGAUGACCCGUUUAACACGGCUCGAGAUGACCCGUUUAACGCCCCAAAAGACCAUCCCUUCAACACCCCAAAAGAAAAUGCGAGCAACGCCCCGAAACAGGACCCAUUCAAUGCCGAAAAAGACGAUCCCUUUAUUGCCCCAAAAGAUGACCCGUUUAAUACCCCAAAAGAUGACCCAUUUAGCGCCCCAAAAGAUGACCCGUUUAACGCCCCCAAAGACGACCCGUUUAACACCCCAAAAGACGAUCCAUUUAACGCACCCAAAGACGACCCGUUUAACGCACCCAAAGAUGACCCUUUUAACACCCCGAAAGACGACCCGUUUAACACACCCAAGGAUGACCCAUUCAACACCCCAAAAGACGACCCCUUCAAGACCCCAGAAGGCAAGUUCAGCGUCCCCAAAGAUGAUCCGUUUAACGCCCCGAAAGAUGACCCGUUCAACACCCCAAAGGGCGACCCCUUCACCGCCCCAAAUGACGACCCUCUGGUAUCAACUUCCUGUGACGAGAGUCCACCUUCCGCCCCCAGCGCCCCCCCAAAAGACGACCCCUUCUUAGCAACGAACGCGAACGCCGGAGGAACUACGGCCCGUGACGACGACCCCUUCCCCCCCCCAUCCGACGAGGACCCCUUUUGUGCCCCCCCGACGGCCCCCAGGGACGCCCCCUUCGAAGAAGGAGGGCGGGCAACGGAUCCCUUCGCGGCGCCCUCGCUGAGCUCGUCCCAGAGCGGGGGAGACGCGUGGGGGGGUCCCUCCGGCUCGGACCCCCCCGCUGACUCGGACCCGUGGGGGGGCGGCGCGUCUUCGCCUGUUGACAAUUGUGACCCUUUCGGGGAUGCCGCCAAAGCCCAAAGUGACCCGUGGGGGGCGCCAGGUUGCGCAGAUCCAAACGACGCCUGGGGGGCUCCUACGUGCUCCUCCGCCGCCAGUGACCCUUUCGGAGACUCCAAAAGCACAGGAGACAAAGAAAAAUCUUUCUAGGAUCUCGACCCGAUCAGAGGACGGCGGGUGCAAACUGCAAAGAUGGCGUCGCUUUCGGUCCCGGGUCCCGGGUCCCGGGUCCCGGACUUGGACCACCUGAACACUGCGCCCCCAUUCCCAGCAUGACCAGCGUACCCCCCUGAGUGCUGUGAUGGUUUCUAUGGUUACGGUCCGACAGCGAGCGACGGAAGCGGCGCCGCUCGUGAAUAUUAAUCACCAUAUUUGUUUGGCUCCUCCCCCUCUCCUCGUGCUCGCGUUGUUGUGCGUGUAUGAGUGCGCGCGCGCGCGCGUGUGUGUGUGUGUGUCGCCGUUUCUUCAUGUGUUGAAGUUGUGUAGCUGUUAGCAUUAGCAUUGGGCUAACUCCCCCUUACCCCCCCCCCCCCCAAAAAAAAAAAAAAAACAUUCACAAAAUGGUGGCUUGACCGGACCGUGAAUACAUUUUGGACAUGUGUACACAAGCGUGCACACACACACAAAAUGAUAUUAUGUUGUGUGUGUGCGUGCGGCGCUGUAAUCGCACACAAAACCUUCCAGAAUAGUGUCAAAUACAAUCAGGAAUAUUUAUUGAUUUUAUAGCUUGAAAUGUUUAUAGACGCGACCAUGCUGCAAAAUGAAAAGUUCAGGUUGUUGUUGCGGUUAAGUUGUGACGAUGAUGAUUAAUAUGUGACAAAGUUUCAUGUUUUAAUCAUUUUUUUGUCUUUUUUUUAAUCCUCACUUUUUCAACGUGAACACGCGUGUGUCACGCUUAUAAUACGCUCAAUACUAGUUAAAUUAAUUGAUCAACAUAAUUGGAGCCCUUUUACACCUAAAAUCUUAAAUCAUAUCAUAACCAGAUACUGUAUGCUGUUAUUCUGCCAUAACAAAUGAACACGAUUCUACGGAGCCCCUAAAGGGACAUUGGGAAAAAGAAAAAAAUGAAUAAGUUUCUCAUUAUAAUGAGAAACUUACUCAUUACAAUGAGAAACAAGUUUGUUUGUUUUUCCCCCAAAUGUCCCUUUAGGGGCUCCGUACUUAAGGGGGUCCGUAAGAUUUAAAAAAAAAAAAGAAAAAAUCACAAACUGCUGUCCAAACAUACUAAAUCAUAUCAUUUUUAUUUUAUAUGAAAACAUUAUUUUUGCAGUGUGUGUCGUAGGAAUUCAAGUUUACAUCAUGCAAUUAUGUAUUUCUAUUGAAGUAUUUGUUAGUAUUUAUUUCUAUUUAUGUAUUUAUUUGAACGUUUUCUCUCGCGUGGGCUUCUGUCAGAAACCAUUUCUUCCGACGGCCACAAGGGGGCGACAAAUAUUUCACGCGUUUGCAUACAGUGUACGCAGAAAAAAAUGAAAUUUGCUGAAAUUCAUCCUGAUAUGCCGCGACGUCAUUGUUUCUGAUUUAUUUUUGUAUGACUUCACGAUUGACGGGUGACGUCAUCGUGUCAUGGGUAUGACGUGCGUUAUUUAUUGGAUUGUCGUGGUGUAAAUAUUGACCUAAUUAUGCUCUAUGAUGUAUAUUAUUGAUAAUAAUUAUCACAACUAUGGCUUUCUUGAUUAAAUAUCCAGCAGCGCGGCAAAGUUCAUGUGAUUAAAAAGCGUGUCAUGAUAA